Ramularia collo-cygni is the source of this 921-nucleotide messenger RNA. Its product is annotated as related to MAM33, mitochondrial matrix glycoprotein. Gene Ontology annotation, cellular component: mitochondrial matrix. The record is from RefSeq and is a predicted model, not a curated record. The coding region runs from base 1 to 921 and encodes 306 amino acids. The transcript is spliced from 2 exons. Gene Ontology annotation, biological process: cytosolic ribosome assembly. Lineage: Eukaryota; Fungi; Ascomycota; Dothideomycetes; Mycosphaerellales; Mycosphaerellaceae.
AUGCUCUCCCUCCGCGCCGCCGUCCGUGCUGCUCCCCGCACUGCAUCUCGCAUCGCCUCUCGAACAAGCUCCAUCCGACCCGCCUUCAACAUCACAAGCCGCAUCACACAGCAAGCGCCUCGCAUUGCCGCUUUCAGCACAACAAGAUGUCGAUUCGAUGAUUUUGCACAGCAGCUCGCCGUCAAGCUUGAAAGUGAGAUCAAUAUCGAGACGGAGGAAUCAGCCUCGCAGGCGACCAGCGACACCAAUGUCGACAACUUCCUCGCCGAGAACCCUGACUGGACCAUUGAGGACACACCUGGCGAGCAGGAUGUCUACCUCAAGCGCAAAUUCGAAGACGAGACGGUGACGGUCCACUUCACCAUUGCCGACUUCAACCAAGAAAUCGAGCCCGAGGACGACAUGGACGCCGCGAUGGGCGAUGAGGAGGACAUGGACAUGCAGAGCCAUGGCGCCAACUCCAAGGGCUCCAUCAACCAGGGCGGUACCGCAAACCGUAACUUCAAGGUUGCACCAGAGGACAGCGUCGCGCCAGCAGAUCGCGAGGAGCUGCAGGAUGAGGAGGAUGCAUCGCCAGCUUACCCAGUCUACGUCAACGUCCUUAUUCAGCGCCCAGGCAAGGGUGCGCUCAAGUUUGAUCUUACUGCUGUUGAUGGCGACAUCAUGAUCAAUCAGCUGUCCCACUUUGCUGAGUCCGCUUUGAAGAACGCCACCGAGGUCUUGCGGAGAUCGCCCGAGACCGCCUACGCCGGUCCACCUUUCCAGCAGCUGGAUGAGGAGGUUCAGGGAAUCAUCGAAAGCUACUUGGAUGCCCGCGGUAUCAACAGCGCGCUUGCACAGUUUCUUCCAGAGUACGUCGACGUGAAGGAGCAGAAGGAGUACCUUGGCUGGUUGAACCGCGUCAAGGAGUUUGUCGAGUAA